GUCGUUAGUCUAUUUUCACGCUUUACGCAAAGGGCGACUUCAUGCAUGGGUUGAUGUUUAAUCGCUCACUGUGGUGCGUAAAAGGCGCGUCCUCGUCCUUGCGGGCUAUCACGUUAUCGCUAUAUCCUUAGGGGAGGUAAAUAAAAGGUUUUGCCAAAGCACAGCGGUGAUGCAAAGCCUGGUAGGUGACUGCUCUCACCAGCAGCACAGAGCUUUUUUGACACGGACCUACACGCUGGUCGGACUAGCGCUGAGUCCCGCGCUCUUGGCUGUAUGUUGGACUUAUUGGAUUUGACUGGUGCCUUUAACUUGAGCCGCGAAGCUUGUGCAAAUCUUUAAUUCUUUCACAAUGUUUUUAAAAGAUGCGGCACCUGUUUGCGAAUGUUGCAGAAAACGGGUAGAGGACUGCUUGCCUUGCUGUUGAUAGUGUUGGAGUGGACCCGGCCAGGCCUACCGUCCCCACUGAGGCCAAUCUGUGACCUGAGGGUCCUGAACCAUUUCAUUAAAGAAGCACGAGACGCAGAAGUCGCUAUGAAGUCAUGUAGAGACGGAUGCAGCCUGUCAGAUUCUGUCACUGUUCCUCAAACCAGAGUCGACUUUGAUGUCUGGGAGAAGAAAAAUGCACUGGAGCAAGCCCAGGAGGUGCAGGCUGGCUUAUGGCUUUUACAACAGGCCCUCAGCUUGCUACGGUCCUCGGCCACCAACACAGCACUGCACAGUCACAUAGAUAACUCCAUUAGAAACCUGCACAGCAUCAAUGCGGUGCUGCGUAGUCUCAACAUCCAGGAAUAUACCCCACCAGGAAGUGCGGCUGGCCUUGAGGGAACAUGGACGGUGUCCUCAGCAGCAGAUUUGCUUCAAGUCUAUGUCAAUUUCUUGCGAGGCAAAGUGCGCCUCCUCCUUUCGGAUGCACAGGCUUGUCAGCAAGAUGUCAGCUGAUCGGCUGAUCUCCCUACUCCAGGCAAAGCUAAUUUGUGUUUCCAAAGGCAAGAAGAGGGACUUGACACUGUUGACCUGCACCCUGACUGGUGGAAGCGGUGUGGAAAGAAAGAUACAGCCAUCCUCACAUACGCGGAGGAAGCUGAAAGGAAAGGACAGUCCGAGCUUGGCUGUGGAUGGACAGGAGAUGAUUGCACCUUGGAGUGUAGAUGUGACACUUGGACAUGGUGAAGCACACACUGACCAAAAUGAGGCCCUUGGGAAGCACUGCUCCAAAAGCUGUUCUACUGGCACUCUCUUGCACUUUGUGUGUGGAUGUACUUUUGUUUGUGUGAGUUUGUGUGACUGCAAGUUUAAAUCUGCAUGUCGUGUGCAUGUCGUGUGCAUGUGUUUGUUUCCAGUGAGUUUGACCCCUAAACUCAUCUCUCUAACCCUAACCCAGAAAAUAUCGAUUUCAUCUGGAAAUUGGAGGAAUGUGAGGUUGCAACAGGGUAUUCAUUUCGAAUACUACUGCGACAAGUCAAAAAUGAAAGAGGCCUCAUGCCUUUAACAUUUUCCAACUAUGCCUCACAGAAACAUUAGUCUCAUUGGUUUUUUUAUUCUAAUAUAUUUUUAAAAGUUAUGUAAUUACUAUUUAUACAGAUUUUCUACUUUAAAGCUCAAGUCUUUGUUUUUUUUAGCGUUGGAUCUUUAAGAUUUUAGUUGGGCUUUUCUUGCCAUGUUCUCAUUGAAUACAUUUGCAAAGGUGUUUGUUAACAUCAUUUGCAAUGGCACGCUGCUGACUUCCUUUUUUUUUUUUUUUUUUUUUUUUAAAGACUGUAUGUACCUGAUUAGCUGUUACAGUGUCACACUGCUCCAUGUCCCAUCCAUAUAACAGAACAAAUGUAUAAAAAGUUGAUGCAGAGGUUACAUGAGAACUGUGAAGCUGUUUUGUCAUUAUCUGUGUUUUUGUUGCUGCCUAACCAACACUCAACCAGUCUCUACACACUGAUAGCUAGACUGUCUGGAAAAAUGAUGUUUGGCUUUUACAAUUAACAUCCUGUGAGGCUGUAAUUGCAAAUAGUUUUCCAGAAUCAGACACUGUCUCCUCCCUCCCUCUAUUGUUCGUCAUCAAACGGCAGACAGGCAAUCAGUCAGUCCUGGGAACUUGAGGCUUUCUAUAAAAUGGAAGCUCAACUAUUUCAGAUUAGUUAAAUGUUCUUCCUUGUUUUUUUCCGUAUUUUUAUAUCUUGUUGUGUAAGUGCAAGAUGUUUUUAAGGAUGUUUGUACAUGUUUUCUUUCCUGUUGUUUUUGUGUUUUGUCCCAUCACUGUAUAAUUUGCUAUUUAAAUACAAAAUAUUAUUCUUGGAUAAAGAAAGGAUAGAUGGAAACACAACAAGGGGAAGUCUGUCCACUUCAUUCAUUACCUUUGUCUUGGUCAGGUCAGUGGAGUUAACAAUCAAGCAAUGAUGGUUCAGAUGCUGAACACAACUCAUUU
Molecule: messenger RNA, 2416 nt
Organism: Seriola aureovittata
Lineage: Eukaryota; Metazoa; Chordata; Actinopteri; Carangiformes; Carangidae
Gene: epoa
Product: erythropoietin a
Exons: 5
Coding region: 382-939 (185 amino acids)
Biological process (GO): nucleate erythrocyte development
Cellular component (GO): extracellular region
Molecular function (GO): cytokine activity; erythropoietin receptor binding; hormone activity
Source: RefSeq, a predicted model, not a curated record